CUUUGCUUCAAUACCGGCGUGUAUACGAAGCGUGAAAAAUUGCAGUAUAAGGAGAAAGCAGUUCAAACGAAGUGCUGAAGUUUCUCGAUGCCAUUAAGGAAUUCUGUGUGCCGCACACUGAAGACGCAGAAAUUUCUAGAUAAGUAUGCUGAAUAUUCAGAGUCUGAGAUUUAUAUUCUAUAGUGGUCAGAGAUGUUUUCAUCAUGCAGUAUCUAGUCCCAAAAAACUGGUAACUGUUGUAAGAAAACCUGUUGUGUUGUAUAUUACAUCCUGUAAGCUUCAUUUAAGUACACUACAUUUUACUAAUGGAGAAAAAGAAGGUGUUGUAAAGAGCUUAUCUGCCCUUCAGGCCAAAAAAAGAGUACCCAAGAAAAAAGUUAAAGUGGGAAAGGAAUACACUGAUCAGGAAUAUUGGCAAGCUGUAGCAUAUAGUUCAGCUGAAGAAUAUGAUAUGCCGUUAUUAUCAAAAGAGCUAGAGAAACAAGGAUUGUAUGAGCAUUGCAAGCUACCAGAAGAUGCUGGUGAAGUUAUUCAUGUGAUUGCUAAGUACAUGGUUGGAAAAGAACCUCGUCACAUCUAUUUUUUUAGUGAAGGAAGUGUUGUGUUUUGGAAUGUUCCUGAUUUAGAACAACAAUCUGUUCUUAAUUUUCUGAAACCUUUCGAGACCAAUCCAUAUGAUUCAAAAUUAGUGAAUGCAGAAAAAGAAGAUUUAGAUUAUUUAUAUUCUGAGGAUAAAACAAAAUUUUUAGAUGGAAGAAUUAUUCUUCAUUCUGAAGGAAAUACUGAUCUUUAUACAUACACCUUUUCUAAUAGCAUGGCACUUUCAGUGAAAUUGGCAAUGUGGGAGGUAGCACUUGAAAAAUAUAUUGAUAGUAUGGAGUGGGUAACUGAGAAUAUGAAGGAAGGCAAAAAAAUUACUAUGUCACGAGAUCAAGUAUUCAAAAAAAGGGGAGAAUUAUUUGCUUUAAGGCAUGUUAUAAAUUUGAGUUCAAAUUUAUUAGACACUCCGGAUUUUUAUUGGAAUCGCCAAGAUCUUGAAAUUUUAUAUCACCAGACUUGUGAGCAUUUAAAUAUAGCAGAAAGAACUAAGGUAAUGAAUAAUCGCCUGAAUUAUUGCUCUGAAUUAAUAGAUUUGCUUGGCAAUCAUAUGAGUGAUAAGCAUCAUGUGCGUUUAGAAUGGAUGAUUAUUAUUUUAAUCAUGGUUGAGGUUGUAUUUGAAUGUUUGCAUUUUGCUGACAGAUUUAUCCAUUGAUAGUCUUCAAAUAAGUAAAUUAUGCAAAUCAUCCAAAGCAGGAGCAAUCAUCUGCUGAAGCAAUCAAUGCAAAUCUAUCUACUGAAGCAGGAGAAGGACCCAUAUGGAAGACUUUGUGAGGGAAAAUUAGUUGGUGUUUAUGUUUGUAUUACAUUUAGAGAAAAUCCUAAAAACUUAAUGUAGCAGGAUUAUCAACUGCCAGGAAUCAAACCUGGCAAAAAUGAGUAGUGUUCUGUUGUUUUUUAGUUACUCAUUAUCAUAUGUACAGGCAUUGUCACUUUUCAAUAUUUUUUAGUUACCUUUAUCAUUUCAAAUGGUUAUGUAUUUCAUAAUAUGACUUAGUUCUUCAGUUUAUAUGAUUAAUUUGUAAUUCUUUGAAAUAAUAUGACUUUAUAUUUGUAUACAGUAAUUUUUAAGGGAAAAAUUAUUUAUUAUUGUUUUGAUUUGUAAAAAAAAAUAUUGAUAUUACCAGUGAAAUGUCUGUUAAAAAAAAAAAAUACAAAGAUUUCACCACGAGCUAAAGCUGGUUCAAGAAAAGGAGGGGUGCUUCUGUUUUUGAGACAUUUGAAUAUGCAUCUUUAUUAAUAAAAAUUACUUAAUUAU
Stegodyphus dumicola is the source of this 1855-nucleotide messenger RNA. Its product is annotated as required for meiotic nuclear division protein 1 homolog. Gene Ontology annotation, biological process: positive regulation of mitochondrial translation. The record is from RefSeq and is a predicted model, not a curated record. Lineage: Eukaryota; Metazoa; Arthropoda; Arachnida; Araneae; Eresidae.